Molecule: messenger RNA, 261 nt
Organism: Clunio marinus
Lineage: Eukaryota; Metazoa; Arthropoda; Insecta; Diptera; Chironomidae
Source: the annotation of a GenBank genome assembly
AUGUUGGGCAAUGAAUGGAGUUCAGAAGACGCAGCAACAACAGCAGCAGCAGCAGGGAGAUUAUUUAUGAUGAUGAAAAUUCAUUCUUAUGGUCGGUCUUUCGCUCAACUUGCAGCAUUACCACCGCUCGCUGUUCCUGCUUUAAGGGUGGUUGUGGAAUUAACAAUCGACAAAAUUUAUUUAUUUAUGAUGACUCGACUUCAAUUUUUGUCUACUUCUGUGAUCAACAUUAUCAUCAUCAGAGAAGGGCGAGAAUAUUAA